AUGGUCGGUGAGACUCUCGUGACGCUCGGUUUCGCGUCCGCGGCGGGUCUCCGCACUCGUGGACCCCGCUCCGCGCGCACGACGUUUCACGGACCGUUGAAAAAGAACACGCGAUGCACUGCGGUGUGCCUGUUCGGCAUCAACUUCAGCUUCCUCAGGUUCGGCAAGAAGGACGAGGUGUCGCCCACGUGGUUCCUUGAUACGAAGGCUCCGUCCGCGAGGACCGCGCCGCCGGGGUUCGAAAAGGAGGUGAAGAAGCUCAGGAAUGCGGGCGUGGAGACUCACGAUUUUGGCGUUUCGUACCUCCAACAAGAAAUGCGCGGCGACGAAGUCAAGGAGCUGCAGAGGUUCCUGCAGGAGGAGUCGUUCUUCAUGCACCGCGGGGGUCCCACGGGGCACUUCGACCGCGAGACACGAGACGCGGUUAAGGCGUGGCAGCGAAAGCACGGCGUCGUGCAAUCGGGAGGAUGGGGGUAUCAGUCCCGCGCUCAGUACCUAACGCUGAAGGAGCCGCCCGAGCCGUUGUUCGGUUUCGACGCCGGAACUUCCGGAGUCAUCUCGAAUACUAAGCCGUGGAUCCAGGCCAGCACGAAGAAAUGCACCAAGGCCGCAGUGGUGACGGCGCCGGUGAACCUGCCCCGACCAUCCACGAUGUCGGUGGCGUGCAAGGGAUGGGCGGCUUUCUCCGCAGUCGCGCUCUCGGCUUGUUACGCGAGGGUGUUGGCGUGGGUGGAAGACGAUGAGGCGGCGGCGGCGGCGGCGAACGAUGCGGACACAAAGUGGGAGAGGGAGAAAGUCGACGCGGCGACGAGCAUAGAUCUCGCGUUCGAAGAAGCCAUGCGUCGCAUCGAUGCAUCGUAUAAGCGAUGCAUCGAUAGAUUAUAG
Messenger RNA from Micromonas commoda, 885 nucleotides. RefSeq lists its product with no specific name. Bases 1 to 885 code for a protein of 294 amino acids. NCBI's taxonomy places the organism in Eukaryota, Viridiplantae, Chlorophyta, Mamiellophyceae, Mamiellales, Mamiellaceae. The record is from RefSeq and is a predicted model, not a curated record. The transcript has a single exon.